AGUCGAAGGAAAGCAAUUGGGGUGCGCGUUUCGUAGAGGCGGAAAAAUACCAGAGUGAAUGUUGUUGGAAGCAAUUGUCUAUACACACGAAUGUUUGCCAGUUCGCUUGUGCGUAUGCGGCAACGAUAGUCGGAUUUCAAAUUUGAGGGAAUUGAAUUAAAAUUCCUUUGCAUGCCAAGCGAGUGAAGCGUACUCAGAACGCACAUUGCAGUGGUGAUCAGUUGAUUUUUCGGCUUAAAUUGUUAAGUGCGUUUCAUGCGUGUGGAAAUAAAAAUAUAGAAAAUAGCCAAGGGAAGUGGUGUGACGCUUAAUUUACCGCUAAAGUAGUGAAGUGAAAAGUUAAUUACGGCGAGCAGGAGUCAACGCGGAGUCAUAGAGCACUAGCGAAGCAUAUGCCGGCAAAAUAGAGAGCGCAUGCUGCACUAAAGAUACGCUUGGGAUAGGUCCAUAUGCAGUGCCGAGUUGUUGCUGCUGCUUUCACUAAUUACAUACAUACAUACGGGGUGUAGACACACGCAACUUCCGAAGGCAACAACAACAAGCACGCUUAACUACAGUGUCAGUAAAGCACUGGGGUCAAAACUAACAGUUCACUGGCGGUAGCAAAGAACUGAGUGCGUCGUUUGAGGGUUGAGUUGGUGGCGCGCGUCCGUUUCCGGUGUACUCACACGCUUUGUGGUUAACUAUUGAUGCUGUUUGCUUUGUGGCCGCUUUUCGCUGUGGAGCACCGAGCGAGUUGUCGCGUUUUUUGUGGGCGUGGCGCAGCAAUCAAAUAGAUACAAGCGAAUUAUUGUGGCAUUUUGACAGAAAAAUUAAGGGAAAAGGGGAAAAUAAUACAAAAAAUUUCGAAAAUAAAAAUUUUAAAAUUAAAAAAAGUGUUAAAAAUAUUUGUUUCGUCUGAAAAAAAAGUUGGUGCACCCAUAAAAACAAGCGUAUACCAAAAAAUAACGCGCUCCAACGCCCAAAACGCUGCUACAGUUACAGUUACGCUCCUAAUUACUCCGAAAAAAGGAGUCAUACACUUGCGCUCCAAAUGACACAAUAGUUGUUGUAUGCAUCAAGUGGAGCUGUAGAGAUAGUAUAUACCGAAAUCAAACACCCACAAGCUAUUAACCCGACAGUCUACGCGCUGCUUUGACUACGCACAGCAGACACCAGUCAGUCACUCAUCCAGCUAUUCAUCCAUCCAUCCAUCCAUUGAGCCAUUGAACCAACCAUCCAUCCAUUAGCUUCGCGCUCAGCUAUUUCCUAGCCAUAAAUCUAUCAACGACAGUUAUUCAAUAGCAGAUAACAUCGCAACGCAUCACUCGUCACAGCGUUUUAGCGCAGGCAAACCGGCAAGCAGUAGCAACAGGAGUCGCAUUUGCAUCAAACGACUUUUUUCACAACACAACGUAGCAUCGCAUAAGCCAUCAAAAUUCCUUGCUGUAGUAUGGAUACGAAUUCUGUUAGUCCACUGCCACCGCCAGAAGCACCGCUUGCUAUGAUGGAGGUCGAAAAAUCGCCACCAGGGACACCAACAACGAACGAUAUGCCACCACCACCGGAUGAAGAGAAGCGCUACGAGGAGGACUCGGAGAAUGACUGGAACUGUGGCUCGUGGUUCGAGUAUUUGCUCAUCGUUAUACUCUCCACCAUAUUGUUGGUGGGUGUGUUGAUACUCACGCUCUUCUGGAUACUAUUCUAUCGCGAUGGCUUCGCUUGGUCCGACAAUCCAGCAUUGCAGUUCAACUUGCAUCCCACCCUAAUGGUGGCGGGCUUCAUAACGCUGUCGGGAUUUUCGAUUUUGCUGUACCGCCUAUGCCGCUGCCUGAAACACAUCUAUGUUAAGCUGAUUCAUAUGUUCUUUCACGCCUGCGCCAUACCGUGUGUGGCUUUGGGAUUUCUGUCCGUCUUCGAUUCGCACAAUUUGUCGGAGCCGCCUAAAGUGAAUUUCUACAGUAUGCAUUCGUGGUUGGGCUUCGUCACCAUGGGAAUGUUUGUUUUGCAGUUCGUUGUUGGCUUCUUCAGUUUCUUGGUGUUGCUGUGCUGUGAGAAUCGCACCUACAAGUGCCGCAGCAUUAUGGUUCCGAUACACGCCAGCUUCGGCUUGGUGAAUUUUAUGUUGGCAAUUGCCACUUGCAUCACUGGGUUGGUGGAAUAUGAGCGCCAGAAUGCGGGCAAUGCCGUUUUGAGCUCUCGCAACUCGGAAAUCGAACAUUACAUAAUCAACGCAUUGGGCAUCGUACUCGUCGCCAUUGGUAUCAUAGUCUCCGUCGCUGUACGACGAUCGAACGCUCCAGCCACUGCCAAGGUCUACGUUACCGAACGUUGCUGAACACAUUUUUAGCGCGCUAUAAAUCAAUUUCAUAUUUUUGAUGAGACAAAUUUAUUUGAAACCUAAAUAAGCUUGCUCGAAACAAAAAAAACAUGCAAAAUGAACGUUGCCAGAUUUUCCUUUAACACUUUUAUACAUAAGUGAACUACUUUAAUAAAUAAAAAUAAAAAUAUAAAAAUUCUGAAAACCA
Bactrocera tryoni is the source of this 2507-nucleotide messenger RNA. RefSeq names its product cytochrome b reductase 1 (gene nemy). NCBI's taxonomy places the organism in Eukaryota, Metazoa, Arthropoda, Insecta, Diptera, Tephritidae. The record is from RefSeq and is a predicted model, not a curated record. The transcript is spliced from 7 exons. The coding region runs from base 1433 to 2317 and encodes 294 amino acids. Gene Ontology annotation, molecular function: oxidoreductase activity.